GCCCCAGUAGCAGAGAUGAUCCUGAUGCUGCUGCUUGGCCUUGGGGGGCACCUAGUAUGGGGGCUGCUGGGGGCCUGUGCCCAGGCUCCUGGUGCCAGGUUCUCUGGCCCACACAUCCCCAGGCAGCCUGAGGUCUGGGGUGCAGAGGCUGAGGACACCAACAAGGACCCCAACAGACGUAAUUGGUGCCCCUACCAGAAGUCCAGGCUGGUCACCUUUGUAGCUGCUUGCAAAACAGAGACAUUCCACGUCCACUCACAGCAGCCGUGUCUGCAGGGGGCUCCUGACUGCCACAAAGUCAAAGUCAUGUACCGCAUGGCCUUCAAGCCGGUGUAUGAGGUCAGGCAGAAGGUGCUGACCUCCGUGGCCUGGAGGUGCUGCCCGGGCUACGUGGGCCCCGACUGCCAGCACCACGAUCCCACAGCAGUCCCUGAACGUGCAGAUCUGCGUGACGGUCUCCAGGAGCCUUGGGAAGGGCCAGUCAGCUCUGGACCUGGCCACCCAGUUGCAGAGAUCAGCAAGGUAGCGGUGCAGCAGGAACACCGGCUGGGAGAGCUCCAGAAUGACCUUCACCAGGUGACCAGCAGCUUCCCAGGCCUAGGGAUGGCCCCGGCGAGUAACCUCACAGUGGCCACAAUGGAAGCAAAUCAAACUGAGCUUGAGUUGUCUGGCAGAUCCCUGGAGCAAGUGCUGCUGCCCCACGUGGAGGCCUUUCUGCAAGUGCACUUCAGCCCCAUCUGGAGGAGUUUCAACGAAAGCCUGCACAACCUUUCCCAGGCCAUAAGGAGCCUGUCUCUUGACGUGGGGGCCAAUCGCCAGGCCAUCCAGAGGGUCCAGGAGGGCUCUGUGGCCAGGGCAGUCUUCCAGGAACUCAGUGCCAAAUUUGAGAGCAAGGUGCAGGGGAAUGCCCAGAGAAUGGGCCAGCUACAGCAGGACGUGGAAGCCCGCCUGCACGCCCAGCACCUCUCCCUGAACCGCUCCAUCCAGGAGGUCCAGGCCAAUAUGAACGCCAAACUGAAACGGCUCCACAAGGCCCAGGAGCUUCCGGGUGCGGGUGGCAGCCUGGCGGUAGUGGCUGAGGCAGGGGCGGGGGCAAGGCCGGAGCCAGAGAGCCUGCAGGCCAGGCUGGGGCAGCUGCAGAGGAACCUCUCCGCCCUGUAUCUGGCCGCAGGCCGCAGGGAAGAGGAGCUGCAGAGCGCCCUGACCGACAUCAGGGCAACCCUGGCCGGGCACGUGGAGGAGAUCCAGGAGCUGUACUCAGAAUCCGAUGACAUCUUCGCUCGGAUCAACAAUGUGGGGCGGCAGGUGAAGGAACUGCAAGUGAACCACACGGGGCUGCGUGAGCUCCGGGUGAUCCUGAUGGAGAAGUCGCUGAUCAUGGAGGAGAACAAGGAGGAGAUGGAGCGGCACCUUCUGGAACUCAACCUCACCCUUCAGCACCUGCAGGCUGGCCAUGCUGACCUCAUCAAGUAUGUUAAGGACUGCAAUUGCCAGAAACUCUCCUUGGACCUGGACGUCAUCCAGGAGGGCCAGCGGGACACCACCCGGGCCCUGGAGGAGACCCAGGAGAACCCGGAGGAGCGGCGGCAGCUUGACGGCCCGGAUGUGCGCGCCCUGAGGGCCGCGGUGGAGGACCUCUCGCUGGCGGUGGACGCGCAGCGGGCCGAGGGCGAGCGGGCGCGGGCCGACACUGCCAGGCUGCGCAGCCAGCUGCACGCGCUGCUCCGCGAGGUGGCCGCGCUGCAAGCGGCCGAGGGGCUGGCCCGCCGCCAACUCGGCCAACUCAACAGCUCGUUUGAGGCGCUGCUGGAGGACGCGCUGCGGCACGAGGCCGUCCUGGCUGCGCUCUUCGGGGAGGAGAUGAUGGAGGAGAUGUCGGAGGAGUCGCCGGGCCCGCUGCCCCUGCGCUACGAGCAGAUCCGGCUGGGCAUGCAGGAGGCUGCGAGUGGGCUGCGCGAGCAGGCGCUCGGCUGGGCCGCCCUGGCCUCGCGGGUGAGCGUCCUGGAGCUGCAGGCGGGCGGCUGGCAGGGCCGGGCUGGGUCCGGGACGGAGCACCUGGAGCCCAGCCACGAGGAGCGGCGCGAGGAGGGCCCUGGCCCCGGCCUCAGGGACCUGGCUGGGCUGAAGGAGGAACUCCAGCGCCUGGGUGCCCAGGUCCAGCUGGCAGAACGGUGCUGCGAGGCCUCCUGGGCGGCCGCCCUCAACGACUCUCUCGAGGGCCUGCAGGACGCGAUCUCUACCACCCAGCAGGGCUUGGAGCGGCACCAGAUGCUCUUCCACAGCCUUUUUGGGAACUCCCAAGGGCUCGUGGCAGCCAACGUCAGCAUAGACCUGGUGAAGCUGCAGGCCAUGCUGAACAGGAAAGGGAAGAAGCAGCAUAGAGGCCUGGAAGCUCCCCGGACGCGGGACAAGAAGCAGGCGGAGCGUUGGGCAGACACCCCAGGCAAAGGCCGGACAGCAGAGCUGAUGGAGGCAGGCUCCCCUGUGGCCUUCUAUGCCAGCUGUUCAGAAGGGACAACGGCUCUGCAGACUGUGAAGUUCAACACCACUUACAUCAACAUUGGCAGCAACUACUUCCCUGAACACGGCUACUUCCGAGCCCCUGAGCGUGGAGUCUACUUUUUUGCAGUGAGCAUUGAAUUUGGUCCAGGGCCAGGCACCGGGCAGCUGGUGUUUGGAGGUCACCAUCGGACCCCAGUCUAUACCACUGGGGGGCAGAGGGGUGGAAACGUAGCAACGACCUUUGCUAUGGCUGAGCUGCAAAAGGGUGAGAGAGUGUGGUUUGAGUUAACCCAGGGAUUGGUGACAAAAAGAAGCCUGCCAGGCUCUACAUUUGGGGGCUUUCUGAUCUUCAAGACCUGA
Molecule: messenger RNA, 2862 nt
Organism: Trichechus manatus latirostris (Florida manatee)
Lineage: Eukaryota; Metazoa; Chordata; Mammalia; Sirenia; Trichechidae
Gene: MMRN2
Product: multimerin 2
Exons: 7
Coding region: 16-2862 (948 amino acids)
Molecular function (GO): protein binding
Source: RefSeq, a predicted model, not a curated record